UGUUUCAUCUCUCUUUUAUUUAUUUCUUUGGUUUUUGCUUUGUGGGAAUAAGAAAGAAAGGAGAAGAAAUGGGAGCUCUUGAUUAUCUUUCCAAUUUUUGCAUUGUCACACCAACAAGAACCAAACACAAACCAAUGCAGACAGUUGAGAUCAAAGUGAAGAUGGAUUGUGAUGGAUGUGAAAGAAGAGUUAGAAAUGCUGUCACUUCCAUGAAAGGAGUACAGUCGGUGGAAGUGAUGAGAAAGCAACAUAGGGUGAGGGUUAUUGGUUACGUUGAUGCAAACAAAGUGCUAAAAAGAGUAAAAAGCACUGGAAAAAGAGCUGAAUUUUGGCCUUACAUUCCUCAACAUCUUGUUCAUCAUCCUUAUGCUUUUGGUGCUUAUGAUAAGAAAGCUCCUUCUGGGUUUGUUAGAAAUGUUGUUCAAGCUUUCCCAACUCCCCAUGAAGAAAACUAUGUCUCUUUUUUUAGUGAUGACAAUGUUCAUGCUUGUUCCAUCAUGUAGCUAAGUUUAAUUUAUGAUCACCUUUUCUUGUCUCUCUCUCUCUCUCUCCAUCUCCAUCGAUCUCAUGCAAUCCUUUUUGUCCAACGUGUACCCUUGGAAGAGGAGAUCAAAGAUUUGAAGUACUUUAGUGAGAAGUGAGAGAUCAACUUCGAAGAAAUCAACUCAUAGGGAUUUUGUUAAUUGAGUUGAUGGUACAUCAUUGUUGUACGUUUUGUUGAAGACGAUGAAAUUAAAUCCUUUCUUUUUUCUCUCUCUCGUUUUGUAAAAUUAUCUUUCCACUGAUUAUGUGUAUGAAAGGAAAGAAUGUGAUUAAUUAAUGUGAAAGAUGAUGGUGGUUCAUUACUGUUGAGUAAAUUAAAUGUGAAGGAAUGUGAUGGAUAUGCAUUUCAAAUUUUAAUUUUUCUUCAGCUGGUGAUGAGCCUUUGUUUAGAGUCUAUAGAAGGGACAUCAAAGUACAUUGUUACAAUA
This is a messenger RNA of Cucumis melo (muskmelon), 971 nucleotides long. Its product is annotated as heavy metal-associated isoprenylated plant protein 21. The record is from RefSeq and is a predicted model, not a curated record. Bases 69 to 503 code for a protein of 144 amino acids. The transcript has 3 exons. Lineage: Eukaryota; Viridiplantae; Streptophyta; Magnoliopsida; Cucurbitales; Cucurbitaceae. Gene Ontology annotation, molecular function: metal ion binding.